Messenger RNA from Rotaria sp. Silwood1, 1257 nucleotides. The record is from the annotation of a GenBank genome assembly. NCBI's taxonomy places the organism in Eukaryota, Metazoa, Rotifera, Eurotatoria, Philodinida, Philodinidae.
AUGAUACCAUCAUCAAUAUUCUCGCAUCGAAUAUUAUCAGCAAUAAAUUCACCACAUUAUCAAAGAGUUUCAUUAUUUGUUAGUAAUGUAUAUGCAAAAGCUAUAUCUGCACAUAAAACAGCAAUAUCGUCAUCAUCAUCAUCAUCUGAUCUAUGUGAUUUUACAUUUGGUAAUCCACGUGAUAUGGCAUUACCUGCGUUGAUAUCAUCAUAUCACAAAUAUGUAGAACCAUUAAAUCCUAAAUGGUAUGCUUAUUGUACUAUAACGAAUACUAAUAUACAACCUUCUCUAACAGGAAAUUUUGGUGGAAUUUAUACAUGUUUAUCUAUGUUGUUAAAUAAAGACGAUGAAGUCAUAGUUCCUAUUCCAUCAUGGUUUUGUUAUGAACCAAUGAUAAUAGCAUGUCAAGCUAUAUCUAUUGAAGUUAAUAUAAAUAUGAAUACCUAUGAUUUAAAUAUUGAUCAUAUAAAAAAUAAAAUAAAUAAUAAAACAAAAGUACUUAUCAUUAAUUCACCUCAUAAUCCAACAGGUAAAAUAUAUUCAUUAACUACAUUACAAUUAUUAUCAAAUAUAUUAUUGGAUGAAUAUCAUAAACGUCAACAAAAAUAUGGUUCUGAUGCUCAACCUAUAUGGUUAAUAUCUGAUGAAGCAUAUAAUCAUAUACUAUUUCAUAAUAAUGAAUUUAUUUCUCCUGCUACAGUAUAUCCAUAUACAUUUAUAUGUUAUACUUAUGCUAAAACAUUAUUAAAUCCGGGUACUCGAUUGGGAUAUGUCGCAUUAUCAAAUCAAAUGUCUUUAGAUUAUCGUUUAUUAUUUCGUAAAUAUUUACCUCGAACAUUAACAAUCAAUGGAUAUACCGUACCUGAUUGUGUAACACAAUAUAUGAUACAAGAUAUUGAAACACUAUCUAUUAGUAUUGAUGUACAACAUAUGGAAAAGAAAUUAAAUAUGAUAUUAGAUAUAUUAUUAUCAAUAGGCUAUAAAAUACCUGUAAAACCACAAGGAACAUUUUAUAUACUUGUUAAAUCACCUUUAGAAAAUGAUCAAACAUUUUGUGAACUAUUAUUGAAAUAUAAUAUUUUAUGUUUACCGGGUUCAGUAUGUGGUAUACCUGGAUAUUUUCGUGUAUGUUUGACUGCAAAUGAAGAUAUGAUUGAAAAAAGUCAAUAUGGAUUUAAAGAAGCAUAUCAACAAGCCAUCUCUUCUUCUAACACUGAUAACAAUAUUGAUUUUGUUAACAUUCAAAAUUACACAUAA